AGACUAUGAACCUUGUUGAAUUGUUUGUAUGAGUUGUCAGUCCAAACCACAAACCCGAUGGCGCUAGAAAUGUGCUAGAUGUACAGGAUGCAAUCGAUAACACUGCUCCCAUUUCGCACUCGCUUCAUCACACGCAUCAAAACCACCCCUCAAAAACCCACUCUCGUCGGCCCCUUCUCUCCUCAUGCAGCUCACGAGCGCCGACCAAUCCUUGGUUAGUUACAGUACACCAGCAGCGUGCGUGUGACCGGAAACAGCCAUCUGCGCGACUGGCCUCCAUCGCGAGAGGUUGGCAGUCGGAUGGCCGGACAGCUCGCCAAGAAUGUCCGCCAUCAAGUAACCAAUACCAGCCAUCAGCACAGCCGCACCUGAACCGCAAUACAAACAAAGACAACGUCACGUGCUCUCCGUCUGCUCAUCCAUCCCUCUGUCGUACCAGCAGCAGCAGGCAUCUUCUGUAUCAUCCUCUGCGCGGUGUGUUGCGUCACUUCAUUGGGGCUUGCAUUCUGCAUCACCGAGGAGCGGAGCUUAGCCACGUACGGCCCCACACUAUCGCCAGCAGCCGCGAGUUGCUGACCACCCAGCAACACAGAAACAAGAAACGCAACAAACGUGAAGACGCCUGUUUGCCGUCUGCUGCUCGCGUGCCCCUGACCUUGUGAGUGCCAUCGCAGUAGGGGAAUUUCUUCGACUGCCAACAACGACAUAUGACGAUCUUUUUUUCGCCCUUGUCCGGAACGCGCUCAAUCAACUGCACGAGGGGGACUCAAAUGGGCACAAGUCAUGUGCUUGUUGUGCUUCCAUACAUGCGAGUACUGGGGAAACUUGCGUGUAUUGAAAUCCAUGACAUCUCUGUAUCUGAAAGGAGCCAUACGCGAUAUCAUGGCAUCUUUGCGUGGUUUUUCUCCGUGUGACAUCCUUACAGCAGAUUCGUUGGAUCCGGAGGCGGCCCAGAAGGCGAAGUCAUCUUUCUGUGGCUGCUGGCGGCUUUGGCGGACUAGAGCCGGCGUGAAACAUAGCGCGAGCAUGCAACCCCCGAAAGCGAAACAAAAGUCACAUGCACAUCUGUCUUCUUGGCUUUCAUGGCGCAGAUCUGUCGCUCCUGCCGCUCUCUCCGACGAG
Messenger RNA from Vitrella brassicaformis, 1122 nucleotides. NCBI's taxonomy places the organism in Eukaryota, Vitrellaceae. The record is from the annotation of a GenBank genome assembly.